GCGUUCACAUCAGCAGAACUGUGAUUCCAGCCUCCAGUGAGAGACUGAGUGACAGACACCACUGACACUUACUGGAUUGUUUAGACCUCUAACAAAAGAACUGAAAUAUGAAAGUUUUUGUGCCAGUGGGUGUGGUCUUUGUUUUGGCCCUGCUCAGUCUCGGCUCUGCCAUCAAGUGUUUCAGUUGCCAGGACUACACGGGCAACUGCGCUGAAACCAGUGAGUGCAGCAGGGAUGAUGCAUGUCUGACCCUGAACGAGAGAGGUGGAAAGACAUAUCGAAAGUGUAUCAAGUAUUCAGACUGUGAGGUGUCAAUACUCAGUCCGAUGUUUCCUAAAGUAUCCAGCUACUCGUUUAGGUGCUGUAACCAAGACUUGUGUAACAGCGCUCCUGUCACUGCCGCCGGGAGCUCAGUGCUUGGCUUGCUGUUCUCUCUGCUCUUGUGGUUCGUCCUCUGAGCUAACACGCCUAAUGUUUGCCUUCUGCUGAUACUGUGUAUAAUGAUACUAGGCCUGAGCAUCUUUAAGACAUAAAAAGACAUUAAAACUGCAGUUUGUAUAGUGACUACAAGGUAAGCUGAGUGUUUGUUGGAAAGAAAAAUCAGCUUUUUGGAUUCAUCGAGCAACAUCUUUUGAGCUAUGGCGCUGAACUGUGAGAUUUCACAAGUGGAAAUGUCAUGCAUGAUCGCCGUAAGAGAUUAAUGUAAUAUUAGAUUACAUUAAACAUGCCAAUCUCAUCUGAAAACUGUAUUUGGUCUGGGGCCCAUUGGCCAUUAUUCUGGCAUAAUGGGAAAUGGGUACUAAAAACCAGUUAUGGGUACUAAAUAGUACUGUAAAAGUGUAAACAAUAUUUAGAUGAUGGUUGAUACUCCUACAGAAUCUAUGAUUAAUCGCUGAAGUAAAAUACCCAUUAGUGAACUACCCAUAAUUCCAUAACCAUGAUCAUUGUCCAGGCUAGAUGUAGUCAGUCCUUCUCAUAAUGUGCUGAUUGUUGGUUUAAUUAUCACUUACGGAGCUUGGGAGCAACAAAGAUAUUUUUGAAAGAUUGAUGGAAACGUAAGAAAGUACAAAGCUUUUUUGGUCAUAGGCAGUGAGAUGGGUGGUUUUGAGCACUAAGCCUUAAAUGGCAAAAAUUUUUUAAUGUUAUUUUAUAAGUAUACACAGAGAUGCAAUGUGUUGCCUAAUUAGAUUCCUCAGAGAUCACUGAACAAAUGGUUUUGUUAAGAAAUACAAUUUAUAUAAUAAAUAAAAAAUAGCUUAGCUUCAUUAAACAGCUAAAUUAUAUUAUAAACCCAAAGAUGAUCCAAGAUUUGUUUUUCUUUAAAAAAAACAAAAAACAGUAACAAUAGAUUUACUUAAGGUUCUAAAACCAAUUUAAAAAAAAUGCUUUUUACAUUGUUUGAUGUUGGAUCAAACAUGGACUUUGGCACGAUAACAGUGUUUUAUAUGGCAUGUUAUAAAAUCAUUUUGUUAGAUUAGGUAUGUAAUUCUAGUACCGAUAAGCGUGCGCUUUUUCAUUUUUAAGUUUAAGUAACUAAAGUAACUGAAGUAAAGUAUGUGUAAUAAUGCUAUUUUCAUUACACAAUUUGUAUGCUACCUAACUCUUGUAAAAUCUUAUAGCACAUUUGUUAAUGUAAUAAAAGAGGACGGUUGGAAACAAA
Molecule: messenger RNA, 1660 nt
Organism: Trichomycterus rosablanca
Lineage: Eukaryota; Metazoa; Chordata; Actinopteri; Siluriformes; Trichomycteridae
Product: CD59 glycoprotein-like
Exons: 4
Coding region: 108-458 (116 amino acids)
Source: RefSeq, a predicted model, not a curated record